GUCCGAAGCGCGACACACUGAACACAUACGUACACAGAAAGAAGGACUGGUAGAGAUUCGUCAGUAAACAGAACCUCUCAACUCGUUGUCGGCCCUCCUCCGUCUUCCAAACCAACCGCCGAUGUUUCAAGUGCUAUUUUCUUCUUCCGAUAUGAGUGACAAAUCUUCACAAUCCAGCCAAAAGGCUGUGCGUGCUUGCGCAGCCUGCCAAAAAUACAAGCGGCGAUGCGACAAGACCUUGCCCAGCUGCUCUCUGUGCACCAGGUUACGCAGGCCAUGUGAUUAUACCAAUCGGCAGUCGGAGAAUGAGCUGAAAACCCGAAUCCAAGAGCUCGAGUCUCUUGUCGCCAACCAUGUGAGCAGGCUCUCUCCCCAGCCUCAAUCCACUUCGACGGCUUCCAGCCGGGACACAACCAGCUUCUCAAUAUCGCAGUCCCCUUGUGCGUUUUAUCCAGCAGCCCUCCGCUUCCAAAAGCUGUUCUUGGAUACAGACAUCCAGACCCGCCCUGAUGCUCCGUCGCCGCCUUCGAGUGACAUGAUCCCCGCCGCCGUUUGGGCCUACUUGGGGGAUCAGGCUCAGAGCGCGGCCAUCAUGUCACAGUAUUUCCAUACGAUCCACAAAUGGAUUCCCAUCAUAAGCCAAGUGCGGUUAACCUCGCUGGCUGAUUUGGAACUAGGUAACCGGCCCAGAGCGGAUUUUGCUUUGUUGCUCCUUGCCAUGAAGCUCAUCCAGAAUGUGCCUGGAAGCUCGUCCAACGCAGUGAAAGAUUUGCUGUACAUCUGCGCAAAGGAGUUUGCAGCUUCUCUGGAAAUAGCAGGUGUAUAUACGCUGCUAAAGCUUCAGGCUAAUCUACUUAUCUCGGUGUAUGAGAUGGGACAUGGGAUUUUUCCCGCUGCUUAUGUUUCAGUGGGCUGUUGUGUAACACAAGCCAUGGUCCUCGGCAUACAUAAUCGUGAAGCGCCUCAAAUCUUGGAGCAGCCGCGCACUUGGAUAGACUGGGAAGAGAGGCAGCGGGUUUGGUGGUUGGUUGUGAUUCUUGAACGGUACAUUACUUCUGUUGGAGACAACCGGCCUCUCUUAUCCGCUGAUCCUAAGACAACAUCUCAUCUCCCUGUCAAUGAUGACUCCUGGGAUUCCGGUCAAGCCAUGUAUCCUGAGCGUCUCAUUCUAUCUUCAUCCAAACAUCUAUCAGCAAGUCCAUUUGCUCGUCUUGCUCAGGCCUCUCAUCUACAGGGAGAGGUUAUCAAGCACUGCAAUGAUGAUACACGAAGCCUAGCACUCGUACAGAACGAUGUCGAGGUGCUCAGCCAGGUCUUGUGGUCUUUCUUAGAGGUCAUCGGCAAAGACAGGUCCAGUAUGAUGCACUUUUACAGCUCCGUGGGUGUUUGUCUGAGCGCACUGAUGAAGUUAUGCGAUCAUCACUCUUGCGACUCAUUCGCCAUCUACAAUGAUAGGGCACUUGAUGUGACCGAAAUGGCCCUCGCUCGCGAAAUAGCGCUCCGAUGCCAAAGUAUCAUGAAGAAUUGCAUUUUCAAGGCCAUGUCAUUCAUUGAAGUCCUCGGGGAAAUGGUGCAAGAUCAAGAGUCUAUGGAGAAUCUCGCUAGCUUGUCGCCAUGGUUCUUGGAUAGCAUAUACCAGUGCCUGGCCAAUAUCGUUUAUCUCAUGGCUACGACUCCAGCCGUAGAAGCCUCAGGAUACCCGUCGCAGGUGUCUCUAUGUAUGGACUUGUUAAGAAAGGCAAACCAGAGAUGGAACGUCGCAGGAGCUUACCUUGAGGCUAUUGACUUGAUAGAGCAUGAACUAAAAGUCAGUCAUUAUUAGGACCAUCCUCUUCUCCAAAAUAACUCAAUUCAAUUCAUCACGCAAUAAUUAAACAGUGUAUAUAUCAUGAUAAUAUUCCCAAAUUUUGGCAAAACUAAGAGUUGGUUUUUAAACAGUCGAUCAGGCCUCUGAUAUCAGGUUGUCGCUCAGAGAACGAUUGCUCUGUCGCGGCAAUUUAAAAGUGACGGAUAUAAAAGGAGGACAAUGAUUGGCAGGAUUAUCUUGGACAUGUAUGCAGCUGGCCUAUUGGGUUCCAUCACAUGCAGGGUAUUUGUAUGGAUGAGCACAUCAUACAAGAGGGACUAUUGGUCAAUAGUGUAGUACCCGGAGCUGGCGGAGGAUUUCAGCUGCAUACAAUUCAGCCACAAUGCUGUGGAAUAAGGCGGAGUCAAGGUUUCCUGCCGAGGCAGCGGUCUUAGACAUUGUGAAUAUAUGUGCGAU
Trichoderma harzianum CBS 226.95 is the source of this 2263-nucleotide messenger RNA. RefSeq lists its product as hypothetical. The record is from RefSeq and is a predicted model, not a curated record. Gene Ontology annotation, cellular component: nucleus. Bases 152 to 1822 code for a protein of 556 amino acids. Gene Ontology annotation, biological process: regulation of DNA-templated transcription; DNA-templated transcription. The transcript is spliced from 7 exons. Gene Ontology annotation, molecular function: DNA-binding transcription factor activity, RNA polymerase II-specific; DNA binding; zinc ion binding. NCBI's taxonomy places the organism in Eukaryota, Fungi, Ascomycota, Sordariomycetes, Hypocreales, Hypocreaceae.